CCUCUUGUACCGGCGGUCCAGGCCUUGAUAAGCGACCACCUUCGAGAAUCGACCCCACAUCGAAGCAUUCGGGACUUGUUGGUUAAAAUGCACGGCGUUGAUCCGUGUUAUUCUUAAUUAACGUUAACGUUAAAUUCUCAUCGACAUCAUGUACUACACAUACUUGGCUCGCCGAAAGUCCCUUGCUAUUUGGGUUGGUCUGCAGACGAGCCUUGCUAGUUUCGUAUAUUAUCGGUACCGGACACCUAAAAGUCUGACCGACUCUUCCCUUUCAUCAAGAUUGGAGCAGCUUAAAGCUGUACCCAUGACGCACUAAUCUGCACGUCGACAUCAUCGGGAUGUUUUAAUCCUUACUAUCACUUUGACUCCGGGAGAUCAAUAUGACUCGGGAGGUAUGACAAGAAUGGACUAAUUUAUUUUAUUGUACUUGCAAUGGUGUAUAUACGUAUGAAUACGUACGUUUAGGAUGGCGGAUAAUUCGAAAGCAUA
Molecule: messenger RNA, 489 nt
Organism: Desarmillaria tabescens
Lineage: Eukaryota; Fungi; Basidiomycota; Agaricomycetes; Agaricales; Physalacriaceae
Exons: 4
Coding region: 149-316 (55 amino acids)
Source: RefSeq, a predicted model, not a curated record